AUGCCGGGCUCCGGAGCGGCCGCGCUGGCCUGGGCGCUGCUGGCCGGGGCACUGCUGCUGCUGCCCCCGCCGCCCGUCCUGCCCCAGCCCCACCAGCGGAACGUGAGCGAGACGGAAGCCCAGUUCAACACCACCUACACCGACUGGGUGGACGCCGACCUGCUCCAUAUCUACGCCUUCAACCACAGCGUGCGCAGGAACACGACCGAGGGCGUGCGGGUGUCGGUGAACGUCCUCUCCGACCACAAGGACCUACCCGUGCUCUUCGUGGUGAGGCAGAAGGAGGCGGUGGUCUCCUUCCAGGUGCCGCUCAUCCUCCGGGGCCUGUACCAGCGGAAAUACGCGUACCAGGAGGUGAGCCGCACGCUCUGCCAGCCACAGACCAAAACAGAGGUGGAGACCCAGCACUUCUACGUGGAUGUCUCCACACUCUCCCUCAACGCCUCCUACCAGCUGCGGGUCACCCGCGUGGAGAACUUCGUGCUGCGGACAAAUAAAAGGUUCAGCUUCAACGCCACGGCCUCCCAGCCGCAGUACUUCAAGUAUGAGUUCCCUGAGGGAGUGGACUCGGUGAUCGUGAAGGUGACCUCGGCCAUGGCCUUCCCCUGCUCUGUCAUCUCCAUCCAGGACAUCCUGUGCCCUGUCUACGACCUGGACAACAACGUGGCCUUCAUCGGGAUGUACCAGACCAUGACGAAGAAGGCGGCCAUCACGGUGCAGAAGAAGGAUUUCCCCAGCCACAGCUUCUACGUGGUGGUGGUGGUGAAGACAGAGGACGAGGCAUGUGGGGGGCCUCUGCCCUACUACCCCCUCUCCAAAAACGCCUCUCCAGAUGAACCUGUGGAUCAGCACAACCGGCAGAAGAUGCUGGAGGUGAUGGUGUCACCUGCCAUAACCUCGGAGGCCUAUGUGAGCAGUGUGCUCUUCUGCCUCAGCAUCUUCCUCUCCUUCUACGUCCUCACGCUGCUCAUCGCCUGCUGGGAGAGCUGCCGGCAGCACAAGAGGAAGGGGCUCCUGUCAGCCAUGGACUCGCCCAGCCUGGACACAGCAUCGCUCCUGGGUCACUCCCGCAGCAUCCCCGACUCCUUCCUGGGCCGUGGUUACGACAGCUACGGUUACGGCUCCUUCGGGAACGGCUCCUCCAGCAGCACCGAGGGUGUCACAGACAGCCUGGGCUCCACAGAAGUCUCCUACAGUUACGUGGGGCAGGAGCAGUUCAAGCGGCGCACACCCUCCGCCCUGACGAGGCCGCUGAGCAUUCCCAUGGGGGAGCGAUCCCUGGAGAACGUGGCCGGCCGGCCCCGCCUGGACUCGCUCAGCUCCGUCGAGGAGGAUGACUACGACACCCUGGCUGACAUUGACUAUGACAAGAACGUCAUCCGCACCAAGAAAUACCUGUGUGUGGCCGACCUGGCACGCAAGGACAAGCGGGUGCUGCGGAAGAAGUACCAGAUCUACUUCUGGAACAUCGCCACCAUCGCUGUCUUCUACGCCCUGCCUGUCAUCCAGCUUGUCAUCACCUACCAGACAGUGGUGAAUGUCACUGGCAACCAGGACAUCUGUUACUACAACUUCCUGUGUGCCCACCCGCUGGGGAACCUCAGCGCCUUCAACAACAUCCUCAGCAACCUGGGCUACAUCCUGCUGGGUUUGCUCUUCCUGCUCAUCAUCCUGCAGCGCGAGAUCAACUACAACCGGGCGCUCAUGCGCAACGACACCCACGCCCUGGAGUGCGGCAUCCCCAAGCACUUCGGGCUCUUCUACGCCAUGGGCACCGCGCUCAUGAUGGAGGGGCUGCUCAGCGCCUGCUACCACGUCUGCCCCAACUACACCAACUUCCAGUUCGACACCUCCUUCAUGUACAUGAUCGCGGGGCUCUGCAUGCUGAAACUCUACCAGAAGCGCCACCCAGACAUCAACGCCAGCGCCUACAGCGCCUACGCCUGCCUGGCCCUCGUCAUCUUCUUCUCCGUGGUCGGCGUGGUCUUUGGGAAGGGGAACACGGCCUUCUGGAUCGUCUUCUCCGUCAUCCACAUCUUGGCCACGCUGCUGCUGAGCACCCAGCUCUACUACAUGGGGCGCUGGAAGCUGGACUCGGGCAUCCUGCGCAGGAUCCUGCACGUGCUGUACACGGACUGCGUCCGGCAGUGCAGCGGGCCCAUGUACGUGGACCGAAUGGUGCUCCUGGUCAUGGGAAACAUCAUCAACUGGUCGCUCGCUGCCUACGGCCUCAUUGUCCGCCCCAAUGACUUCGCUUCCUACCUGCUGGCCAUUGGCAUCUGCAACCUCCUCCUCUACUUCGCCUUCUACAUCAUCAUGAAGCUCCGCAGUGGCGAGCGCAUCAAGCUCAUCCCCCUGCUCUGCAUCAUCAGCACCUCUGUGGUCUGGGGCUUUGCCCUCUUCUUCUUCUUCCAGGGGCUCAGCACCUGGCAGAAAACGCCAGCGGAAUCUCGGGAGCACAACCGUGACUGCAUCCUGCUCGACUUCUUUGACGACCACGACAUCUGGCACUUUCUCUCCUCCAUCGCCAUGUUCGGCUCCUUCUUGGUGCUGCUGACACUGGACGAUGACCUGGACUGCAUCCAGCGGGACAAGAUCUACGUCUUCUAGGAGCCCGCAGCCUCACGCUGCCCUGGGACUGUGCCAAACACCCCGCUGCAGCCCCGGGAGGGGGCACCCACCCCCGGGGAGGGAUGUCCGUGCUGCAGGUCCUGCCAGCCGCUCCGUCCCCCUCCCCACGCAGCCUGGGGGUCCCGGUGCACCUCCUCCCUGUCAGCCAGGUCCUUCCAGGCACUACGUGCCCGUCCCUGGGCCUGUUGUGGCCAAACACAGGGCUGGGGGGCUACCGGGGCACCAUCCUCGGUGGCAAGUGACACUGGAAAAGGUGCUGCUGCUCCGUGUCCGUGUGCCCGUGGGCGUGGCGAGGGGAUUGUGGCGAGUGCCGUGCCAGCAGCCCCGCGGCCCCCCGAGCUCGUGGGUGUGGGUUUCUCUUCAGUGCCUGAGUCGUAUGGGUGGGAGGUGGGGGUGUGUGGGGCCAGCACGGUGGUGGCAGUGGCCAGAGAGGCCCCACUCGCGUCUCCUGCAGUGUCCCGGGGGGGUGGCUGUGGCGGGCCCCCGUUGCCGCUCCCACCGAGGUGCCGCGCGCUGUCCGCGCGUGGAUCUGCUGGGAAGGGACUCGCAUUAAAGUGUCUGCACUUUG
Molecule: messenger RNA, 3199 nt
Organism: Lepidothrix coronata (blue-crowned manakin)
Lineage: Eukaryota; Metazoa; Chordata; Aves; Passeriformes; Pipridae
Gene: SIDT2
Product: SID1 transmembrane family member 2
Exons: 28
Coding region: 1-2610 (869 amino acids)
Cellular component (GO): membrane
Source: RefSeq, a predicted model, not a curated record